This is a messenger RNA of Paramisgurnus dabryanus, 1792 nucleotides long. Lineage: Eukaryota; Metazoa; Chordata; Actinopteri; Cypriniformes; Cobitidae. The record is from RefSeq and is a predicted model, not a curated record.
CUUUAAAAGUGGACAUUAUAGUUUGAAGUUGCCUUUCAAAGAGAAAGAUCUUGCUAUGCCAAACAAUCUUAACGUUGCCAAACAACGUCUUCUUGGAACAAAGAGAAAACUUGAAAGAAACAUGAAAUUUCAGCAGGAAUAUACUGAUUUUAUGAAUGAUAUGAUGAGCCAAGGUUACGCUGAGAAAGUGCCAGAGCAUCAGUUGGAUCGAGAAGAUGGUAAAGUGUGGUACAUCCCACAUCAUGGUGUCUACCACCCUCGAAAAGGUAAAUUACGUGUAGUUUUUGACUGUGGAGCAGAGUACAGUGGAGCAUCUUUGAACAGUCAACUUCUACAAGGUCCUAAUCUAACCAACUCAUUAAUAGGAGUCCUUUUGAGGUUCAGACAAGAACCUAUUGCUUUCAUGACUGAUAUCAAAGCAAUGUUUUAUCAGGUCACAGUGGCAGAGGAAGACAGGGAUUUUCUACGCUUCCUAUGGUGGCCAGAUGGAGAUGUUACGCAGGAUGUUGCUGUCUUCAGAAUGACUGUUCAUUUAUUUGGAGCAGUUUCCUCUCCCAGUUGUGCAUGUUUCGCUUUAAGAAGAACUGCAAAGGACAAUCAACACUGCUUUAGUGAGGAAGUAAUUGACACUGUUUACAAGAACUUUUACAUGGAUGAUUGCCUCAAAAGCGUACCUACAGAACAAGAAGCAAUUCAAAUGAUUAAAGACCUGACCGCUCUUUGUCACAAAGGUGGUUUCCAUCUAACACAAUGGAUGAGUAACAGCAGAGAGGUCUUACAAUCUAUUACUGAACAAGACAGAUCCAAAAAUCUUAAUGAACUCAAUCUGGAUCGAGACCAGCUACCAGUAGAAAGAGCCUUAGGCCUCCAAUGGUGUGUGCAAACUGACACCUUUAAUUUCAAAACUGUUUGCAAAGAAAAAACUCCAACCAGACGUGGCAUUUUGUCUGUAGUUAGUUCAGUGUAUGAUCCUUUAGGAUAUCUUGCACCAUUGACACUUCCAGUCAAACUUAUCCUACAGGAGUUAUGCAGAACAAACCAUAACUGGGAUGAUGAGAUUCCUAAAGUUCUUGAGCAAAGAUGGACUAAAUGGAUUACUGACUUGGAUCAGUUAAACACUUUCAACGUUGACAGAUGUCUGAAACCAUCUAAUUUUGGAGAACUGAUUAGUGCCCAACUACACCAUUUUUCAGAUGCCAGCGGAAGUGGAUAUGGAUCUGUAACCUACUUAAGACUACAGAAUUGUAACAAUGAUGUGCAUGUCUCCUUUCUGCUUGGCAAAUCUAGGGUGGCACCCCUAAAAUCAGUCACUAUUCCUCGCUUGGAGUUGACUGCUGCAGUCCUAGCUGUUCAUAUUGAUAAAAUGCUCAGAAAACAACUUCAGCUUCAACUAGAAAACUCUUGUUUUUGGACUGACAGCACAUCUGUCCUAAAGUAUAUAAAAAAUGAAAACAAGAGAUUCCGUACCUUUGUUGCAAACAGGAUUUCUGCAAUCAGGGAAGCUUCAGAUGUGACACAAUGGAAGUAUAUUCAUACUUCACAAAACCCUGCAGACGUUGCAUCCAGAGGAUUGACUGUACAGCAACUUAUUACCAGCAAAAAAUGGUUAAAUGGACCAGAAUUUCUGAAAGAGCCAGUUUCAAUGUGGUCAAAAAACAACAUUGACUUAAACGUUGUUGACAAUGAUCCAGAGCUGAAGAAAGAGCUCUCAGCAAAUGCUGUAAAUUUUGAGGUCAUCAAUAAUGCAACCCAUAGGCUAAUCAAUUACUUUACAGAUUGGAAAAGACUUUAA